UCGCUUCCCGAUCCUCCGACUGCCUCAAGGCUUGCAGAUCACACACACACACACACAACACACAGAGAGACUACCCGCUGCCAACCAAGCGCCAAGCUCUGCCGCCUGCGUAUGCGGUGUGUGAAGCGGGGGGCGGGCGAGGGAGGCACCCUAAUUCGAAUUCCUUCCACUUCCCAGUCCUUUCCUUGCGCGGGACUUGAGCCAUUGUGCGGCUGGCUGGCAUGACUCACCCGCUGCUCCGCCGCUCAUCUCCCCAUCUCCCGCGCUCCACUGGGGGGCCUGGCGGCAGCUGAGACCUCACCGCCCCAGGGAGCGGGGAGGGCUCGCGGUGGGCUGAAUCCCUCUAGCUGGAAGCCGCUGGGGAGACUCUGAAGCUCGCCGGGCAGAGACGGUCGUCGUCGUUGUUGCGCGGAGAGCCACCGACGCGCCGGGCAGGCUGGUCAGGAACAAGCAGCAGAGGCGCCCCGGGAGCGAGACGGCGGCCACUAGGCGGCGCUGCGAGGACCCUGCUGGUCUACUUCGCUUCGCUUUCCUGCGCGUUUGGUAAAUCCCAGGACUUCGCAGCCGCCUCCACACCACAAACUGCUUGCCUGCUGCCUACCUUCCUGCCUCCUGCUCCUGCUCCCGCUCCGCAUCCAGGAGGACCGUCUUCGCUUCAGAGGACCGCAGAGCUUAAGUUUCGGAGCCGGCUAAUCCGAGCGUGCUGGAGAGGAAGGGCUUGAAGAAAGGAAAGCGGGAGGCGGAGCGGGAAGGGGAGCGCAGGCAGGGAGGUUUCUCUCUCCCGCCCCCCCGCCCCCGCUUCCAAGGCUGCUCAAGCCCGCGGCGGAACCCAGGCGGGCAGCGCGGAGCUGCGCCCCCCGAAGAGAAAGCCGGCACCGCCACGCUGGGGGCGCCUUCAGCCAAGAGUGGCAAGUUGUUCUCACUCAGGUAGGUGGGGCAGGCAAGCACAGCGUCCCGCAGAUUCGGGAAGCGGCGGGCACUGCAGCUGAGCAGAGCAAAGCACGCACACUCUUUCCCCCCAGGGGCCAGUUCUCCCCCCGCUCCACCCCAGGAGAAGACAUUUCAAAAAACAAAAACAAAACAAACAAAAACCAGCCAGCCGCCCGGCUAAUUUGGACUGUGCGUCCCAGCGCCAGCCGAUGCAAAGGGACCACGCUGUGAAGUCGGACCGUGCGCGCCUAUGUGGCCCAGCCGCCAAAGAGGACUACCGAGGCAUUCUUCUCCGGCACCAGCCUAAUGCUCACAGAAGAGAACCCGGAUCGCUGCUGACCGGUGCCACCACAACUGGUGUCCGCACCCAAAGCCAGGUGGUGCCUUACCAGCCCAGUUCCUGGCAUAACUGGAAGGGACCCCGAGCCAGCCACACCUCCACUGAGCCGCUCCUCCUGUACUGCCUGGCGGUUCCAGCCCCACCAUCGGCACACACAGGCGACCACCCCCAGCCAACCCACAGGAAUCCCGUUCCUAGGGCUCCAGCUCCAGCAUCUGCUUCCAGCAAAUAAAUUAGGAGGACUAUCCGGCCAUCUGGGUCCAGCGUUCAACACACAGCAGAGAGAGACCACUGGUCAGACCAGGCGAUGCUGUCCAGUGCCAGAAUUCGCUCACAGUAGGUGGGUUCAACUCCUGUCCUGGGGUGCACAGAAGGGGGAACUAGCCAAUCCUUCCAGUCAUUUGCCAGCCCCUGCCAUGCAAUAUUAGCAAGCCCAUGGUGUGCCCUCAGUGCCAGCUCCCAGCAAAGCCAGGAGAUCACCCAGUCAAGACAGGUGCCUCCAGUUUGCAUGUGAACCCGGUAUAGAACACCCUCCAGGCCAGCCUCUGCUCUCUGGUCUCAGCACAGGGAAGACCCCACUAAGCCGUCCGAGACAGGCUUUUCUGCACCAGGAUGUCUGUGGUCCGAAGGAAAUUUGGGGAUGACUACCAGGCGGUGGUGGGCACAUCAUCCCAUCGGAAGCGGCAGCGCUUCGUGGACAAGAAUGGGCGCUGCAACGUCCAGCACGGGAACCUGGGCAGCGAGAACAGCCGCUACAUCUCAGACCUCUUCACCACCCUGGUGGACCUCAAGUGGCGCUGGAAUCUGCUCAUCUUCUUGUUGACCUACACAGUGGCUUGGCUGUUCAUGGCCUCCAUGUGGUGGGGGAUCGCUUAUCUCCGUGGUGACCUCGAAAUGCACCAUAGCCCAGACCCGGGGCACAGCCCAUGCGUGGCCAAUGUCUACAACUUCCCAUCGGCAUUCCUCUUCUUCAUUGAGACGGAGGCCACCAUCGGCUAUGGGCACCGCUACAUCACUGAGCGCUGCCCGGAGGGAAUUGCGCUUUUCCUUUUCCAGUCUCUGCUGGGCUCGGUGGUGGACGCCUUCCUGAUUGGAUGCAUGUUCAUCAAGAUGUCCCAGCCCAAGAAGCGUGCCGAGACUCUCAUGUUUAGCCAUGCGGCCGUCAUCUCACAGCGGGAUGGGAAACUCUGCCUCAUGUUCCGGGUGGGCAACCUGAGAAACAGCCACAUGGUCUCGGCCCAGAUCCGUUGCAAACUCAUCAAGUCACGACAGACGCCAGAAGGUGAAUUCCUGCCACUAGACCAGUGCGAGCUCGACGUCGGAUUCGGAACUGGGGCCGACCAACUGUUUCUCGUUUCUCCGCUCACCAUCUGCCAUGAAAUCAAUGACAAGAGCCCUUUCUUUGCCCUCUCACAAAGAUCAUUAAGGAGUGAGCAAUUUGAAAUUGUCGUUAUCCUGGAAGGGAUUGUCGAAACAACAGGAAUGACGUGCCAAGCAAGGACCUCCUACACGGAAGAUGAAGUCCUCUGGGGCCACAGGUUCCUUCCAGUGAUGUCACUUGAAGAUGGUUUUUUCCGAGUGGAUUAUUCCCAGUUUCAUGCAACUUUUGAAGUUCCAACUCCCCCGUACAGCGUCAAAGAACAGGAGGAAAACCUAGCUCUUCCAUCGCCUUUAAACACCCCUGUUGGGAGCAACAGAAGUAGAAGAGAAAAAAUAUCCUCACUCGAGUGUCUUGAUAUUUUUGAAGAGAAAAGUGGCCGGCUUCCCAGCAAAUUCCAGAGACUUUGUUCUGGGAAGGAGGAGCUCCAGAGAGGCAUCCUCAGUCUUUGCUCUAGCAACGUUGAGAAAGCAUGCAGCACCGGCGACCUCCUGAAAAUCCAGCAAAUAAGCUCAGUCUGCAGCAUAGAAGACGGGGGCGAAAAGAUGAAGUUGGCGGUCUUCAAAACCAAAUCAGAGUUAUUGGCUCGGUCCACUGGAAACCUCGAACUCCAACAAAAACCUCCAGCCCCACACACCUUGGGAACAAGAUUAGACGAUAAUUUGCCUGCCAAGCUACGGAAAAUGAACUCUGGUCUUUUUUCCUAAAGAGCAGCCACAACCACCGGACAUGGCUUCAUUUUAAACUUCUGAAUAUCUCGGGUUACUACUGUGAAGAUGCUGGGCCACGUUCAUACUACUACUGUUAACCCAGUUUAAACUAGAAUAAAAACCAUAGCUUCACCCACAACAAA
Molecule: messenger RNA, 3501 nt
Organism: Hemicordylus capensis (graceful crag lizard)
Lineage: Eukaryota; Metazoa; Chordata; Lepidosauria; Squamata; Cordylidae
Product: G protein-activated inward rectifier potassium channel 1-like
Exons: 3
Coding region: 1883-3355 (490 amino acids)
Biological process (GO): potassium ion import across plasma membrane; regulation of monoatomic ion transmembrane transport
Cellular component (GO): plasma membrane
Molecular function (GO): G-protein activated inward rectifier potassium channel activity
Source: RefSeq, a predicted model, not a curated record